Cephus cinctus (wheat stem sawfly) is the source of this 3359-nucleotide messenger RNA. RefSeq lists its product as uncharacterized. NCBI's taxonomy places the organism in Eukaryota, Metazoa, Arthropoda, Insecta, Hymenoptera, Cephidae. The transcript has 10 exons. Bases 464 to 3274 code for a protein of 936 amino acids. The record is from RefSeq and is a predicted model, not a curated record.
UCGAAAUCGUUUGGUUGCAAAAAAAAAUUCAAUCGUCGUCUUCGAAUUUUUGGAUUCAUUGGCGUGUGGCUAAAAAAAGAAUACAAAUCCACUAGAAUCACGCACGAUAAGCUCCCGCGAACUGAAACAACGCUUUGGAGUUGCAAACAGAAAACAUAAAUUAUCACGUAAUUACCAACGCGUUCAGAGUCGUAUUAAAGGCCGGUGCGCGUUCGGUAUUUUAUUUGAUAAACUUUAGCCGUGAUAUUUCGUUAAUGUUCGCCUCUUAGUGGUCGCUGUGUCGUUAUCGGGAAACUCGUUGAAAAUGUACGGGAUAACACGGCUACGUGGUGCUGCCAUUAGAAGUUAGAGUCGUAUGCAAAACGUGCGAAGUUCCUUUGGGUAAAAUGAAGUAGCGUGGUCGAAGUGAAACUCUUUGAAGUAAGCUCGUCGAGUAGUUAACUUUUUUUUUUUUUUUCGAAAAAUGUACCAGUUUCGGUACAGGCUUUAUAUCUGUACUAAUAUGGUGUCCGUAGUGUCAUUAACGAGAUUGAUUCUUAUUUUUACUUUGACACUUUUUCUCAAAAUAAAUGUCGUGCAUUCUAUAACAUCUACGGUUCAAUCGGAACUGUCCCAGGAAACGGCCGGAUUGCGCCACUGCAACUUCAGCGGCAACAAACAGAAACUCUACGGAACAUCCGAGCUGCUACAGUGCAUGAACGAAUUGGCAACCAACGCAAUUAAUCAUGUUAAUGGCAAAUCGUUCGAAGAUAAGGAACGAGCAUUUCGCAGAAAAGGCAGACCCUAUUAUCCUUCUGGUUAUACAGGUCGUCCAGGAAGCGAACCGUACUCGCCGUACUAUGAUUCCAGACCUGGCAGACCGAUAUAUUCCGGCACCGGUCAGUCGGAUCUUCAACCGGAUUAUUAUCCUUCGGGAAUAGGGUAUCAGGGCAUUCCUGCUGGUGGUUUAGGCGCGCUGGGUGGAACCGGAAUAAAUCUUCUAGAAGCGCUCUCCUCUAUUGCGCAAUACGAUGAUUAUAAAUGCGUUCCCAGAAUCCUGUGCGAAAUGGCAGCCGGCGGAUCACCCGGUAAUGGAAUUUACAAACAAGCCGGCAGUUCGACUUUUGAGGAUUUAGGAAAAAAUGCUCUUUUUGGAUUACUGUCGACCAUCGACGUCGGAGAAACGUCACCGAUAUUGUCCUUUGGCAAAGCUGCAGUUUUGGGAUAUUCGAGUAAAGGUAAUCCCGAAGCGUGCUACCAGGAGUACAGGAAGUGUCCAAGAAACUCUGACGAUCUCGUAUACUAUUUGAAUAAUCACAACGGCGGCUUCUUUCGCUUCUUCUCGAAUAUCGGUAACACUCCCUAUUCCUCGUUACAAGGAUCCUAUUCUCGUCCAGUCGACCAAUUCGUAUCAGCAAGAAGGGAGCCAGCGCCGCCUCCAGGACUCUCAGGACCCGAAUCCGAUCGCACUGGCACGGGAGAGCUCAAGUUUGACAAUCCCGUCCCGCCGUCCCGACGGGAUUACGGGAAAAGCUUCUUCCCCGGAGGACGCGCUCAAAACAGCUCGAGAACUUUUGCAUUCCCAGGCGAGGAAAAGCUGGACAGCCAGCAGCCACUGAACAGAGUCUCAAAGUCCUUGGUAGGAUAUCAGGAUGCCGGGAGCAGUUAUCAGACUGGAUCAGGACAUGUCAAUCCUCCCUUUUUCCCUCAGGACGGCAAAGAUCAGGAGACCAAUUUGCUCUACACGUCGAGUCAUCCAAAUUCACCGAAUUCGGUUCAGCAUCCACGUGGUCAAAAUUCAAGAAUAAGUUUCCCAAAGGCGCGACUUUACGUACCCGAUGACCCGAUCAACGAGACCAUGUCCACGUUCACAUUUCCUGAUGGCACAAAGGUCAAAAUUAACGUGGGCUUCUCCAAGCUCUUCUCCGAGGGCUACAAGAAGUCUCUACGACGAAGCUUUGGCAACGACCGUGGACCCCAGCCAAUAAAUUUUGAUGGUUUCAAUAUGGUAAACCUGGCUGACGUAUUCGCGGAUAAGGAAGCCCAAGUAACGCAACCCUGUGACAUGAUAUGCCAUGACGUAAGAGGGACCCCGGUCCAGUUCAAUCAGAUAAUGUUGAACACUGGUACCCUGAGCACACUGAUGUCCCCGGAAAUGCCGGUUUUGGAUCUCUCCAGAACGGUACCCUGCGAGGUGAUGUGUCUCGAUCGAGCUGGGGAAAGGAGACAAGCCUCGACCAUCCUCAGCCACGUGCUGAGAGCUAUUCAUAAUGGACCCAGAGUACCCAGAACCCAGAGUAACGACUUGAGUCAGCAGAAUCUUCAAGAUCUAUACAGAAAGUAUGCAGACUCUCUGAAUCAAAGAGGAAGAACUCUUUCGAAUUUUAAUAUGGAUCGGAGUAAUUUACCAUAUUCAGCAAAUUAUCCAUCAGUCCAAUCGACCGAUUUUCAAGGAUUCGACAAUCGCCAAUCGCAAAUUCUCUCUCAGAGCAGAAUAAGACGGGAGCAAGAACGGUUACGAGACUUGAGUCUAAAUUCACCACGCGAAAUGGAAAGUGGUGCGCAGCAUCUUCGCGAAGCAAGAUUAAUCUCAGGACGAAAACCGUUAAGAUCAAAGUACGACAGUCAGAAGAUAAAACUUUCAAGACGCGAGAGACAACACAUGAAUACACCAAUCAUGAUUGGCGGUGCGCAGAUGCCUAUGCCAAGUGGCAUGUCGUAUCCAAAUAUAGCAAGUGGCCCAGCAAUCGCAGCAAUGCCGCAGGUAUCAAUACCAAUGCCAGUAUCAGUACCACUGCCAAUACCAAUGGCAAUAGGACUUAUGCCAUCACUUCAUGUAAUGCCAAUGUUAGGCAUGCGUCCUGUACAACUUAACGCACUGUUUCCUUGUACGGGUCCAUCCUGCAAGAUGGAGGGAGGUUCUCCGAAAAUCUUGAUAAUGUGUGGUAGCGUUGUAUACGCCCUGCCGCUAUUACUGAUACAAAUUCCAGUAUGCGCAAUAAUUUUGCAAACCGUAAGCACCCCGCCAAGUAUUCCCAAAAGUCCAUUACAGACGAUAAAAGCUACUUGGAGAGAUCCUGGUGGCGAGGAUUACCCUCGAGAUUUUCCAAGCGAUAAUUCAGAUAUUCACGAAUGCGUUCCCAUCAAGUAUGAUAAAAGCACAGAUACUGAUUAUCCUCAUGUGCCUGGAUUAUCUUAUAGUACCAAGAAACCCCUGAAGUACCACAAAGGGAAGAAGAAGAAAUUGGUUAUCAUUACUGAUAGAGGUAACGUCACUUACAUCAAGCCCAGUUAGAGCGACUGUCGUUACAUAAGAAUACUUUGGUCGGGCGAUAUUUGUCGUAUAUACGAAUUUAAUGUAACUGACAAUGUACUUAAAU